UUGAAGUGGGUAGAGAGAGAAUGAGCUUAACUUGAUUGACAUGUGUUAAUGCGACAGAGAGAGAGAGAGAGAGAGAGCAAACAUCCCUUCAAGCUGCUGGACUUAAAAGAGACCAAACAUGAGUGAAACACUAUAAAGACAAGAUAGUACUGCAGGGUAGUGGACAGUGGUGGUAGCUAUGAUUCUUGUUUAAGAGUUCACACAUACAUACAUGCAGAUUCUGGCUCUCUGGCCCCAUAUUCUACCCAUUUAACAUCUCCUUGUGUUCUUGGAUUCUCAUCAUGGGGUACUUUUUCUGAAUCUGGUGUGCAACAAUCGUCCAUGUCCACUAGUUAUACCAUGAAGAUGAGUUCUUUACCACAACAAUGUCACCAGACUAAGCCACUGAGUUUGAAAUUUCAAGACCAAGAUUCUUGUUCAACUCAAUCAACAGGGCAAUCUUAUCCGAAAGUUGGUUCAGCACAAUCAGGUCAAAUUUCUGUUCAGUAUAGCAAUUCUUCUGAUUGUUCAACAGUAAGCAAAACUGGGGAAGAGAGUGUGGAAGGUUUCAUCAGGUCAUCUGCAGUGACUCGGGAUUUUACCUUCCCUCCUUCACAAUUGAGCUACAACCAAUCACUUGCGAAUAUUGCUUUCCACCAUGCUGAGCCAUGCUUCAGUGGCCUACUAGCUGCUCCAUAUGGGCCACAGCCUAAUAUUCACCAUGCCCAGCUAAUAGGAAUGGCUCCUGUUCGAAUUCCUCUGCCGCUUGAUCUCAGUGAGGAACCCAUAUAUGUGAAUGCAAAGCAGUACCAUGCUAUUCUCAGGCGCAGACAGUAUCGUGCAAAGCUCGAAGCACAGAACAAACUCGCCAAAAAUCGGAAACCAUAUCUUCACGAGUCACGCCAUCUACAUGCAAUGAAAAGAGCUAGAGGUUCUGGCGGACGUUUCCUGAACACAAAAAAGCUCCAAGAGUCAAAGCUCACUUCAAAGAACCAUGGCUUUGGUGCGUCCAAUUGUACUCAGUUGAAUCUGAGCGGAAACAUGUCAGAAUCUGAGGUCGGUCGAGUGGAAAACUACGGAGAUGGUGUUUCCGCAACCACCUGUUCUGAUGUUACAAGUGGAUCUAACAGUGACUGCAUCCUCAAGCAACAGGAAUUAGAGUUCAGACUGUGUGGUUACCCUUCUCAUAUUGGAAGAAAUAUGCAGGGUUACGCGGCAAACAUGGGUAGUGGUGGUGGUGGGAAUCCACACCAUCUAUCAGUUCUUCUCUGAAAAAGUGGCACAUUGUAGCUAGUUAUUCCUCUGCAUUCAGUUGGAGAAGGUAACUGCUUGUGUUCCAUUGGGAAGUCAUCCUUGGCUCAUUUAUAUUAUGUCUUACUAGUUUGUUUUCAUGUUAAUUGUUCAAGAACAAGGAUAGGAACCUUUGCCAGAUAUUAUGUUUUGUUAAUUGUCCAAGAAUAAGGAUAGGGACCUUUGCUAUAUAUUAUGUAUUAUGUAUUACUACUCUGAAAAUGUUUGGUCAAAGAAGAACAUUGCAAAAA
Molecule: messenger RNA, 1520 nt
Organism: Lotus japonicus
Lineage: Eukaryota; Viridiplantae; Streptophyta; Magnoliopsida; Fabales; Fabaceae
Product: nuclear transcription factor Y subunit A-3-like
Exons: 6
Coding region: 322-1251 (309 amino acids)
Biological process (GO): regulation of transcription by RNA polymerase II
Cellular component (GO): CCAAT-binding factor complex
Molecular function (GO): RNA polymerase II cis-regulatory region sequence-specific DNA binding; DNA-binding transcription factor activity, RNA polymerase II-specific
Source: RefSeq, a predicted model, not a curated record